Molecule: messenger RNA, 2505 nt
Organism: Arxiozyma heterogenica
Lineage: Eukaryota; Fungi; Ascomycota; Saccharomycetes; Saccharomycetales; Saccharomycetaceae
Exons: 2
Coding region: 1-2505 (834 amino acids)
Biological process (GO): protein dephosphorylation
Molecular function (GO): protein tyrosine phosphatase activity
Source: RefSeq, a predicted model, not a curated record
AUGUUUAAUUCAUCACCAAUGUUAUCAAAAUUAAACAAUGAUUCAAUUUCAAAUUUAAAACAAUUUAACGUCAAACCACAAUCUAUAAAUAUUUCUUCUUCUCUUUCAUCUUUCACUAUUGCUACUACUUCCAACACAACCACUACCAAUAUCAAUAACCUAACUUAUUUAAAUCUAAAUGAUCCUUCUUAUGAAUUAAACAGUUUAAAACAUUUCGAUUUCCAAAGUGACAAUAUAUUAAAAUAUAUUCAAAAUAAGUUCAAUUCAGCAACUAUAUAUGUCUUAUUUAUUGACACCUCGUUAAAGGAUCCAUUUUCCAUCAAUCCCUUGAAGCUGCACUCAAAUGAUUCCUUAACAAUCAACAAACUUCACUUAAAUCUACCAACUACUCUAAUCAAAAGAUCCAAGUUCAAAUUUGAAAAUUUAUUGAAUGUAUCCCUAUCAAAUGAUAAAGUUGAAAAUUUAUUAAAUUUAAUCGAUCUAAGUUCUGUCUUUUUCAUAUUUGACAAAGACAGCCAAUUCACAAGGUGUACAAAACGAAACUAUUAUUUGAUCACGAAAUUUAAUCAAUUUAUCCUAUCCAAAUAUGGUACCAACAAAGAAAUAAUAUUCAUUUCAUCCACAAAUAAAUUUGCUCCUUCUUCAUCCUCAUCCUCAUUGUAUCCAAACUAUAAGAAUAGUAAUCAAAAUCAAAAUCAAAAUAUUCAAAAAUAUAAUCUAUCCAUCAAUAUUCCACAAAUAAAUCUAUCAACAAAAAAAUUGUUUAUCCAAUCAAUUAAAAAGGAUACUGUCCAUUAUUCUCCAGUAUCAUUGUUUAAGUAUUUCCAAUUCAAUAUUCCAAGUAAUAUAGUUAAAAAUGAUCCUUGUUUACCCAAUUGGUUGAAACUUUUUAGUGAUAAACAAAAAUCUAAUCAAAUCUUGUUGAAAUUAGAAAAUAAUUUCCAAUUAUUAGAAGAUUUCGAAAUUGAAAGAUUAUCAACUUGUUUGGUUGAUAACAGUAAUCCAAACGAACAUAAUAUUAGCACUAACAUCACUACCACCACUAUCAACAACAACAAUAUUAAUAAUAAUGAUAAUAAUAAUGAUAAUAAUAAUAAUACUCUUAAUGCUAAUGAAGAUAAAAAAAUUGUUACACCUCCCUUGCUAAUUAACACAAAUAAUUCUUCGAUUAAUGUUGGUACAAAUGGUCCAUCUACUGAUACUGAUUUUGGCGACGCUGAAACUACAAGUUCCACCGAGUCUCUAUUGACACCUUUAAAGAAUUAUGAAUUAUCCAAAGGUGUUCAAUCCUUCAAUAAGAAUAGAUAUUCAAAUAUUUUACCGUAUGAACAUUCAAGAGUCAAACUACAUUACUCUCCAAUAGAAUUCCCCAGCCAAACGGAUAAUAAUAGUAAUAAUAACGAUAAUGCAUCUAAUGGAUUUUUUAUUGCUGAUGAUUCAUCUCCUAUAAAAAUAAGUGGAGAUUCAUUUUCUGUUAACUCCUCUACUCCAUCAGAUAUACACAAUAAUAAUGCCAGACGCAAAAGGAAAGGAUCUUCUGUUAUAUCAGCUGGUAACCUAGAUGAUUUAAAGGACUCUUUAGAAAAGAAUAUUUUUCACGCAAGACCAAUGUUAUUACACUCUAAGUCUUCACCGUACAUUAGAAAUAUAUCAAGUUCUGAUAGAGAGAAGUUCAACGACUAUUUUAAUGCGAAUUAUUUACAGAUUCCUCAAAUUAACAAAGAUUACAAAUAUGUAGCUACUCAAGCACCAUUGGUAACUACAUUCGAUGAUUUCUGGAAUGUUGUACUUUCCAAUGAUAUUAGAGUUAUUGUUUCAUUGAAUUCGGAAAGUGAAUUAGAAAUGAAGAAAUGGGAUGUGUACUGGAAUAAUAAGACAAAUUUAAAGUAUUCAAUUAAUGCUAUUAUUACACUAAAUAAUGUAAACGGCUUAGACGGCUGUAUUCUGCGAAUAUUUCAAGUCUUCAAAAAGGGUAAAUAUAAUUACUCAAUAGUCUUCCAUAUACAGUAUACACAAUGGUUGGAUUCUUGCAGUAUUGAUAUAGUUGAACUAUUGAAGAUUUUUAAUUUAAAAGAUGCUUUAAUAUCUAACCCAAUAGAAUGUCUAAAGAAGAUUAUAAAUAAAAAUCAAAAUGCAAUGAAUACUGGCAGUGAUAUCCUUAAUAUGAAAAUAAAUCAUACUAUUGAUCUUUUACCAGAUUCAUUGAAUUAUAAAAAUUUAGUUCGUAGCAAUACUCCAUUAUUAAUACAUUGUUCUGCUGGAUGUGGUAGAACUGGUGUUUUUAUUGUAUUGGAUUUUUUGAUCAAGAUUUUGGACAAGUCUACUAAUCAAUCCAAUAAGAUAGAUGUAUGGAAUAUACCCAAUGACCUGAUUUUUAUUAUUGUUAAUGAGUUAAGAAAACAAAGAUUGUCAAUGGUUCAAAAUUUAAGUCAAUAUAUUACAUGUUAUGAAUCUCUUCUAAAAUAUUUUGCAUUAAUUAAGAAUAAAACAAUUCAGUCAGACUAG